Ipomoea nil (Japanese morning glory) is the source of this 2990-nucleotide messenger RNA. Its product is annotated as putative disease resistance RPP13-like protein 3. The record is from RefSeq and is a predicted model, not a curated record. The transcript has 4 exons. Lineage: Eukaryota; Viridiplantae; Streptophyta; Magnoliopsida; Solanales; Convolvulaceae. Gene Ontology annotation, molecular function: alpha-tubulin binding; ADP binding. Gene Ontology annotation, biological process: protein folding; defense response to other organism. The coding region runs from base 19 to 2025 and encodes 668 amino acids.
AAUUCAAUUCGAUCAGCAAUGGAUUGUGUUGUUGUAAGUAGUCUGCUAGGAAUAGUAGAUCAACUACAGCUUCUUCUUCUUCAUAAUAAAAACAAUCCUUGUUUGAUUCUUCCUGAGAUAGAUCUAGAUGAUGCUCAAAUCAUCCUAUCCACCUUAAAGGACAAGCUCCAUUUCCUGCACGCCUAUCUUCACAAACCUAACCCCAUUCCCAUAAGCUCAAAUUAUCCCGAUCUCCAGGCAGUGGAAAGGCUGAAUGAAGAAAUCAGAGAUGUUGCAAAGAAAGCAGAAGAUGAAAUCGAAUCCAAACUGGGUGAUGUUUACUUGGCGGCUAACCAGCACCAGCAGGGUGAGGGAGAGUGCGCAGUAGCAGUAAUGGCUGCAGCUUAUGAAGAUCUUCAUCGGUGCUUGCAGAAAGUAGUGAAGGAUUUUGAGUGUAUUGAGGUGCGCAUCAGAGAUUUGCAAACAAGACAUACAGCCUCAAUUCAGAGAUACGUCAGGGAUGGUGUCUCCUCCUCCUCCAAGUAUGAUUUAGAGCAUGAUUUUGAGAAUACAACGAUAGGAAUCGAAGGGGAUGUUGAGGAAAUAAAAGGCAUGCUCAUUCAAACUUCUUCGUCCACUCAACUACAAGUCGUUUCAAUUCUGGGAGAUAGAGGGACCGGUAAGACUACUUUGGCCGAAAAAGUUUACGGAGAUCCAUCUAUUAUGUCUCACUUUGACAUUCAAGCAUGGACGGUUGAAGGUGAAGUACAGAGCAAGAGAAAUGUAGUGAUUGAUAUUUUAAGUUGUAUUGUGUCAUUGAGCAAAGAAGAAAUCUCCAAACAAGAUGAUGAGCAGCUAGCAGAGCAACUCCGCAAACUUCUGAUGGGUCAAAGGUAUUUCAUUGUCAUUGAUGACCUUUGGACCACAGAGGCAUGGGAUUAUAUCUGUACAUCUUUUCCACGCAAUAGUGAUGGAAGUCGAGUUCUGAUAACUACUCGACUUCUGCAAACGGCUGAAUAUACUGGCUCUAUGUGCAUUUACAGAACAUGUUCUCUGAAUUCAGAAGAAAGCUGGAAAUUAUUUUGCAAAACUGCAACGUCUAAUGGAAAAUGUAGUAGUCUACCCCCUGAAUUUGAGAUAAUAGGGAGAUGCAUUGUUGAGAAAUGUUGGGGAAUACCACUAGUAAUUGUUUUGAUUGGUGCACUUCUGGCUACACUCAACAACUCACCAAGGCAGUGGGAGGAUAUUCUGUUCAUCAUUUCAUCAUGCGAGGAUCGUUUUGAGAUAUUGUAUUACAUAUUUGAAGUUUGCUACCACUAUUUGCCUACUCACCUAAAACCUUGUUUUCUUUAUUUCCAAGUUUUCCCUGAGAAUACUGAAAUUCAUGUGAAAAAGUUGAUAAAGUUAUGGGUAGCUGAAGGAUUUGUAAACCCGGAGAUGAACAAGAGUUUAGAAGAGAUAGCUAAAGAUUAUUUGUGUGAUCUUAUCAAUAGAAGGCUAGUUCACAUUCACAAGAGGAGUUUGGAUAGAAAAAUCAAAUCAUGUAUGCUUCAUGGUAUAUUACAUAACUUUUGCGUGAAAAAAGCAAUUGAGGAGGAUAUUAUGAUGGUUAGUAUGAUGGAAGAUAAUAAGUAUCUUGAAGAGCGUCGUUGGGUAAGUCAUCAAGAUAGUUGUUGGUCAAUUACUAACUCUUCACUUAAAACUCGUUCCCUUUUCUACUUUAAGGAAAAUUUAUAUCUUGCAAAGUGUUCUGCGAUAUUCUUAUCUUUGAAGUUGUUAAGAGUAUUGGACUUAUCACUAAUAAAAUAUUGGCAUGGCAUGCCUAGCGAGAUUAUGAAUUUGGUUCAUUUAAGAUAUUUAGCUUUAACAACUAUAGGUUCUAUUUGUAACUCUCAAUUGUUUAUGCUCCAAAGUUUGCAAACUCUCAUUCUCUCCGCAUGGACAAAAGAGUAUCAACUGCAACUGCCAACUUGCAAACUCUUUCAUGGUUCAAAGUUACCGGCUGGGACUCAAGAACAACAAACUUUACAAGAGUUCCAAACCUGAAGGAGUUGGGGAUCUACAUUGAAGGUGAAGUAUUGCCUAAUGCUCUUGACAACCUUGCUCAGUUACAUCAACUUGAGAAGUUAAAGGUUAAAACAGGAAGGGUAGAGCGGUUUAAUCUUCCAAAUUGUUUUCCAUCAAACCUCAAGCAAUUGACCCUUAGUAAUACGUAUCUUUCAUGGGAAGAUAUAGACAUUAUUGGCAUGUUACCCAACCUUGAUUUACUCAAAUUGAAAGAUUUUGCUGUUUGUGGCCCAAAGUGGACACCAAGGCAUGGGGAGUUUCUACAACUAAGGUUCUUCCUUAUUGAGCGCUCUGAUCUCGAACAUUGGAAUGCAAAUGCAAACCAUUUCCCAGCUUUGGAGCAUCUAAUUCUAAAAUAUUGUUGGGACUUGGAAAAACUUCCAAAUGAUUUUAAGCAGAUUUCUACAUUGCGAUUAAUUGAGUUAGGCAAUUGUUGUUCUUCUCUUGUGACUUCGGCAAAGGAGAUCCAACUAGCGCAACUAGAGUUGGGAGAUGAAGGAGUACUUGUUGUUCGUGAUGUAACUAAGAUUGAGCUGCCAACCAAUGAAAGCUCAGAUAAAAGGGGUGAGUACGCAAUUUGAUAACUUUGUGUUUGAGGAAAUCUGGUUUAACCAAGGGAAUCAUAUACAAGUUACAAUGAUGCAUUGGCUUCAUUCCCAGAAAUGCAUCCUGGCUGGCUGAAGUUUUGGUGUGUCUCAUUUGCAGCUUGACUGUUAUUACAAUGGUGUUUCUUUGGGUUUUUUUGAGUUGGUGUUGGAGUUCAUCGAUUAUGUUGGCUGGUUCGUUGGUUGAACUGUUAUUGUAUUAAAACAAUGGUUCUGAAGUGAUAGUACUGUAUUAUUGGAUUGUGCGAUUCAUUGAAGUGUUAGUGUUAAAUAUGAUUUGGUAUUUGGUUGAGAUGUUAGUUCUGAACUUACUCUAUCCAAACAAUAUAAUGGUUCAUU